AGGGCGACUGCGCAGGCGCGGCUGGGCUGGUUUUUGCGUGGGGCUCCGUGGCCGCGUGACCUUGCGACCCCGCAGUCCCCGCGCACUCAUGGCGGCUGUCAGGGCGUUGGUGGUGCCCAGGCUGGCGGCGGCCUCCGCGUUCCCGCGGUUACCCGGCCUGCGGCCGCUGUACCCCGGCGCACGAGAGCCCUCCCCCCGCGCGGCUCUGCACGGCUCCGCGCCGCGCCCCGGGGCCAGGGUCGCGCUGGUGCUGUCGGGAUGCGGGGUCUACGACGGGACGGAGCUCCACGAGGCCUCGGCGAUCCUGGUCCACCUGAGCCGUGGCGGUGCCGAGGUCCAGAUCUUUGCUCCUGACAUGCUUCAGAUGCACGUGAUUGACCACACCAAGGGGCAGCCUUCUGAGAGCGAAACCAGGAACGUGCUGACUGAGUCGGCGAGGAUUGCCCGCGGCAAGAUCAGCGACCUGGCCCGGCUCAGUGCGGCCAACCAUGACGCUGUCAUCUUCCCCGGAGGAUUUGGAGCCGCCAAAAACCUGAGCACAUUCGCCGUGGACGGGAAGGAUUGCAAAGUCAAUAAAGACGUGGAGCGCGUCCUGAAGGAGUUCCACAAGGCUGGGAAGCCCAUUGGCUUGUGCUGCAUCGCUCCUGUCCUCGCGGCCAAAGUGCUCAGCGGCGUCGAGGUCACCGUGGGCCACGAGCAGGAAGAAGGCGGCAAGUGGCCGUACGCUGGGACUGCGGAGGCCAUCAAGGCCCUGGGCGCCAAGCACUGUGUAACAGGAGUGACCAUAUCCUUUCUGUCAGCGGGGGCGGCGUGUGGCGCUGGGGCACCCCUCCUCUGGCCCUGUGGGGCUGCCCUGCGUGGGCAGCCUCUUCAACCAGGAAUUGCGCUGCUGGGGCGUGUACGUGAUGGGGUAAUCCCAUCCUAAUGGGUGUAUGUGGUGAACAGUGUUCAGGAUUUUCUAGUUUGAAGAACAGGAGAGGGAUCGCCCCACCCUCUCCCCAGGAAGCAGUUCACACGCUCUCUUUACCUCUCUCAAAUCGACAUGUGUUAUGUGUUGAUGUACCAUUGUGGAAGCCAGCUGUAGACAUUUGGACACUAACUACGUCAGCAAACUUCUCCUGGGAUGGGGAGAGUGUCACUUCACCGUCCUCAGAACGUUCUGGAGUCACGUCUGCUCUCUAGGCCCAUUCAAACGUCCCCACUCAUCCCGAGGCUGCCAGGCUUCCCGCUGGUUCUCACAUAGCCUCUCCAUCUAGACUCUUCUUGAUGACAUUUUGCUGGGAGAAUGCCCCGCACUGCGGAUCUGUCUCCCUCCCGGGGUCUUUGACUUGUGCUGUCCUCUCCCUGGUUCCCUGUAACCUGGAGGCAGGGUCUAGGGUGGCUGUUCCUAACCUUGACUUUGCCCCCAGGAGAUAUUUGCCGACGUCCGGCGAUGUUUGUGGCCGUCACUCCGGGGGGUGCUGUUUGACGCCCUCCGGCGUGUGGGGCGCCCCUGGCACGCAGAGAUGCCUGCCCCUGAUGUCAGCCACACUGGAGUCGAGACCCCUGGCCUGGGGGCCCGCUGAGCUCUGGGUCAGACGUCUCUGGCCAGAUCCUUGGUGGGCGCUAUCCAGUGCUUGCUCAUCAGCAGGCGGCAGCUGACGUCGGACCCCCAACUUUGGCCUUCUGGGCGAGGGGCGCCUGUGACCCUCCACUGUGCAGGCGUGGUUCCGCCUUGGCAAGUCCUGAGUCACAUGGGGUGCCCCGCUUCAGCCCCAGUGAAUACCCUGGUCCCUGGGAACCCUUCCUGGUGUCUUCCACCACCCUGACGGUCCCAGAAACCGGUGACCACACCGGGGCUGCAGAGGAUGCCCGACCUUCGUCAGCACCUCUUCGUGGACCAGCUGACUCUCUGUGAAGAAGUCUCCCUCUGUUUCCCCUUCAUCCCAAUCUCUCUUGCUUUUUUGGUUUAGUUUUAGUUUUAGAUUUUUAAAAAAAUCUCUCUCUGGCUUCAUGGAUUUCUACUCAUUCCAAGUGUUAUGAUGAAUUACAGCCAUUAUUCUGUUUGAA
Messenger RNA from Diceros bicornis minor, 2049 nucleotides. It is a transcript of the gene GATD3, whose product is annotated as glutamine amidotransferase class 1 domain containing 3. The coding region runs from base 89 to 925 and encodes 278 amino acids. The transcript is spliced from 7 exons. Gene Ontology annotation, cellular component: mitochondrion. The record is from RefSeq and is a predicted model, not a curated record. Lineage: Eukaryota; Metazoa; Chordata; Mammalia; Perissodactyla; Rhinocerotidae.